AUGGCAGCCUGUACAAUUUCAAGAUCAGUGAACGGUGGUCGAAAAGUCGCCAGACUUCAGGAGGUUAUAACGCGGCAUCUGAAAUCACAGAGCAGUGACCUGAAUCUUCAGUCUGUCUCAGCUUUACCGGGGAAACUUAAAACCAUUGAUGAUUUACCUGGACCCAGCCUGUCCACCACUGCUUACUGGCUCUUUGUGAAAGGGUAUGCGGAUAAAAGUCAUGCAAUGCAGGUGGAGCACAAGGGUCUGUACGGACCAAUCUGGCGCUCACGGUUCGGGCCAUUCAACAUUGUGAAUGUGGCAACACCAGAGCUUAUUUCCCAGGUCAUCCGCCAAGAGGGACGUUACCCAGUGCGCACUGCACUUCCACACUGGAAGGAGUACAGAGACAUGAGAGGCCAGGCUUAUGGGCUCCAUGUCAACAUGGGUGAGCCCUGGUACCGUAUGCGUAGUGCUCUGAACCCGAAGAUGCUGAAACUGCAGGAAGCAGCAGCAUACACGCCUGUUAUUCAUGCCGUGGUGUCUGACCUGCUAAAGAGAAUUGAGCGACUGCGUCUGCGCAGCGAGGACCACAGAACUGUGUUUGACAUCACCUCUGAGCUCUACAAGUUUGGCUUUGAAGGUAUUUCCUCUAUCCUGUUUGAAACACGUUUGGGCUGUCUACAGGAGGAGAUUCCUACAGACACGCUGCGCUUCAUCAAUGCAGCCAAUAACAUGCUAACUCUAUCCGAGAUCAUCCUGUUCCUCCCUCGUUGGACUCGGAACAUUUUUCCCUAUUGGAAGCAGUUCAUCCAGGCCUGGGAUGAUCUCUACGAUGUAGCACAAACUUUAAUAGACAGGAAGGUAAUGAAAAUGAAAGAGAAAGUACAUCAGGGUGAGAAGUUUGAGGGCAUGUACCUCACCUACCUACUCUCCAGUGGCAAGCUCACACUGGCUGAGUUGUACAUCACCAUCACAGAGCUGUUGUUGGGUGGAGUCGACACGACGUCCAACACCAUGUCAUGGACAUUGUAUCACCUUGCUCGAGAUCCAAAGGUACAAAAUCGUCUCUAUCAGGAGGUGACAUCUGUGUGUCCGGACAGGCAGCUGCCCACCACAGAUGAUCUAAGCAGAAUGCCUUACCUGAAAGCUGUCAUUAAGGAAACACUCAGAUUGUAUCCAGUCGUACCCGGUAAUGGGCGUCUCACUGUUGAGAACGAGGUUGUUGUGGGUGGUUACUGGUUCCCAAAAGAGACUCAGUUCCAUCUGUGUCAUUAUGCUGCAAGUCAUGAUGAGAAGGAGUUUCCUGAUGCUGAGCGGUUUAUUCCGGAGCGCUGGCUGAGGGGGGCGCACUCGUACUCCCAGCACCACCCGUACAGCUCCAUCCCAUUUGGGGUGGGAGUGCGUGCCUGUUUGGGAAAGAGGGUAGCUGAACUGGAGAUGUACUUUGCUUUGUCCAGGAUAUUGCAGCAGUAUGAGGUCCUCCCUCUGGAUGGAGCCCAGACUAUCCUGCCCAAAACCAGAACGCUUCUAAUUCCUUCUAAACCUAUCAACUUGCGCUUCAUCCCCCGUACCUGAGGAGAGCAUCAUUUACCAAUAAUAUAAUGAAAAGGUUAAAGCGGCUAUGCAUCUGCCAGCCACAACAAUAAAACC
This is a messenger RNA of Trichomycterus rosablanca, 1632 nucleotides long. RefSeq names its product sterol 26-hydroxylase, mitochondrial. Lineage: Eukaryota; Metazoa; Chordata; Actinopteri; Siluriformes; Trichomycteridae. Bases 1 to 1557 code for a protein of 518 amino acids. The transcript has 9 exons. Gene Ontology annotation, cellular component: mitochondrial inner membrane. The record is from RefSeq and is a predicted model, not a curated record. Gene Ontology annotation, molecular function: monooxygenase activity; iron ion binding; heme binding. Gene Ontology annotation, biological process: glucocorticoid biosynthetic process; cholesterol metabolic process; cellular response to peptide hormone stimulus.